Messenger RNA from Cucurbita maxima (winter squash), 3582 nucleotides. RefSeq names its product receptor-like kinase TMK3. Gene Ontology annotation, biological process: protein phosphorylation. The record is from RefSeq and is a predicted model, not a curated record. The transcript has 2 exons. Gene Ontology annotation, molecular function: protein binding; protein kinase activity; ATP binding. The coding region runs from base 485 to 3334 and encodes 949 amino acids. Lineage: Eukaryota; Viridiplantae; Streptophyta; Magnoliopsida; Cucurbitales; Cucurbitaceae.
CAUCAACGAAAGCAUAAAUUCCCUCACAAGGGACACACUCUCCAAUAAUUUCUCUCUCGGGCUCCUCUUUUUUUUUUUUUCCUUUCUUUUUUCCCUCUGUUCUUUUGUUUUCUUCAGUUUCCGAUCUGAAUUUCCCACAUUUCCAUCCUGUCCUGAAAGCUGUCGUUCCGGAUCCACGUUUCUCGUUCUCAACUUCAGCCAAAGCUCGAUCUCUUCAUCGUUUCUGCGUUUGGAAGACAGAGCGAUUUAGCUGUUUGUUUUUGGAACUGUUAAUUCUCCAUUUUGCUCUUCACUUGCCUGGACUGUUCUUCGAAUUGGGGCUGUUUAUUACCCCCAAAUUCUGUGAUUAUCUUCUUCUUCAGUGCGGGAUUUCAUUUGGGUGUUGUGAGAAACCGCCAGAAAUGGCAAUGUGAAGGCUGUUCUCGGAAAGCAUUCGGCCCCAGAUGUUCCUUUUCGGAGCUUGGUGUUGCUUCACAGAUCUGCCAUGGAAGACUUCAAAACAGAGCUCGUUCUAGUACUCCUUCUUGCCGUAAUUUCUGUGGGGUUUGGAGCUACCGACCCCAAUGAUCUUGCUAUUCUCAAUGAGUUUAGAAAAGGGUUGGAAAAUCCAGAGCUCUUGAAAUGGCCGCCCAAUGAUAACGACCCAUGUGGCAACAAAUGGCCUUCUGUGUUCUGCGAUGGUUCAAGGGUUUCCCAAAUUCAGGUCCAAGGUUUUGGACUGAAGGGCCCUUUGCCGCAGUAUUUCAAUCAGCUUUCUAUGCUCUCCAAUAUCGGUCUUCAGAAUAAUGAAUUCUCCGGUCCCUUGCCGUCGUUCAGUGGCCUGAAGAAUCUCCGGUACGCGUUCCUUAAUUACAACAAUUUCACUUCAGUUCCGGCUGAUUUUUUCACUGGCCUCAAUAGUUUAGAAGUUCUUGCUCUCGAUGGGAAUAAUUUAAACGGUAGUUCUGGGUGGAUGUUUCCACCGGCGUUGAGCAAUUCAGCUCAGUUGACGAAUCUUACUUGUAUGAGUUGUAAUUUGGUUGGUCCCUUGCCGGACUUUCUUGGGUCUAUGUCCUCUUUAUCUGUGUUAUCGCUUUCUGACAAUAGACUCACCGGUGGAAUUCCGGCGAGUUUUAAGGGUAUGAUAUUGACGAGACUUUGGUUGAAUAAUCAAGUGGGAGGUGGAAUGACUGGUUCUAUUGAUGUGGUGACGACGAUGACCUCGUUGAAUAGUUUGUGGCUCCAUGGGAAUCAAUUCUCAGGGACUAUUCCAGAUAACAUUGGGGAUUUGAGUCUUCUGCAGGAUCUGAAUCUGAAUGGUAAUGAAUUUGUUGGUUUGAUUCCCAAGAGCUUAGGUGAUAUGAGUUUAAGCCAUUUGGAUCUGAACAACAACAAAUUCAUGGGUCCAAUCCCAAAGUUUAAAGCAUCGAAAGUGAGUUAUUCUUCAAACCUGUUCUGUCAAACUCAGGCAGGGGUAGCUUGUGCCCCUCAAGUCAUGGCGCUGAUUGAGUUUCUUGGCGCCAUGGGUUACCCCUUAAGACUUGUCUCUGCUUGGACUGGAAAUGAUCCAUGUCAAGGACCAUGGCUGGGAUUGAACUGCAGAUCUGGGGAUGUCUCUGUCAUUAACUUACCAAAGUUCAGUUUGAAUGGGACCUUGAGUCCAUCACUUGCUAAUUUAAUUUCGCUCUCAGAGAUUCGACUUCAGAACAACAACUUGAGUGGUUCAAUUCCCUCAAAUUGGACUGGUUUAAAGUCUCUUACUUUGUUGGAUUUCAGUGGGAAUAAUAUCUCCCCUCCUGUGCCACAAUUCAGUAGCACUGUGAAACUUGUUACUGUUGGCAACCCUUUGUUAGGUGGUAAGCAAUCCCCAUCAUCCCCAACGUCGGGAACUGGAGGCCUAUCUCCUCCGGAUACCCGAUCUUCUUCAACGACCGAUCCAGGUUCUAAUUCUGGCAAUGGGAUAGGUCCAACAUCUAAUCGUUCCAAGGCAUCUAUAAUAGUUUCUACGGUGGUUCCUGUUGUAAGUGUGGUAGUUGUUGCUUUUCUUGCUAUUCCUCUGUCUAUAUAUUUGUGUAAGAAGAAGAAACGCAAUGAACAGGCUCCAAGUUCUCUGGUCAUUCAUCCAAGAGAUCCAUCUGAUCCCAACAAUUUGGUUAAGAUUGUUGUUGCGAAUAACACGAAUAAUAGUACAUCUACUGCUACAGAAAGUGGUUCGGCUAGCAGAAACAACAGUGGACUUGGUGGUUCUCAUGUUAUUGAAUCUGGAAAUCUAGUCAUAUCUGUUCAAGUUAUUCGAAAUGUAACAAAUAAUUUUUCUUCAGAGAAUGAGCUUGGUCGUGGCGGGUUUGGGGUAGUUUACGGGGGAGAAUUGGAGGAUGGAACAAAAAUAGCAGUCAAAAGGAUGGAGUCAGGUGUUAUUACCAGCAAAGCCUUGGAUGAGUUCCAAUCUGAAAUUGCAGUUCUUUCGAAGGUACGACACCGUCAUUUGGUAUCACUGUUGGGGUAUUCGAUCGCUGGAAACGAGAGACUUCUCAUUUACGAGUAUAUGUCUGAAGGAGCUCUCAGCAAGCAUCUUUUUCAUUGGAAAACCUUUAAGCUCGAGCCUCUUUCUUGGAAGAGGAGGUUAACCAUUGCCUUGGAUGUUGCUAGAGGGAUGGAGUAUCUUCAUAGUUUAGCGCAUCAGAGCUUCAUCCACCGGGAUCUCAAAUCUUCAAAUAUCUUACUUGACGACGAUUUUAGAGCGAAAGUUUCUGAUUUUGGACUGGUUAAACUAGCCCCUGAUGGUGAAAGAUCUGUAGUAACCAGGCUUGCAGGGACAUUUGGUUACUUAGCACCAGAAUAUGCUGUAACAGGUAAACUUACUACCAAAGCCGACGUGUUUAGUUUUGGCGUUGUGCUCAUGGAGCUGCUGACUGGAUUAAUGGCUCUUGACGAAGAUAGAUCUGAAGAAUGUCAACAUCUAGCUGCGUGGUUCUGGCACAUAAAAUCAGACAAGGAGAAGCUGAUGGCUGCUGUGGAUCCAACCUUGGGUUGUAAAGAAGAUAUAUCUGAAACCAUUUGCAGAAUAGCUGAAUUAGCUGGUCAUUGCACUGCAAGGGAGCCUACCCAACGACCUGAUAUGGGCUAUGCUGUAAAUGUAUUGGCUCCACUCGUCGAGAAAUGGAAGCCGAUUGACGACGACACGGAGGAGUUCUCUGGAAUUGACUAUAGCCUACCUCUUAACCAAAUGGUGAAGGGAUGGCAAGAAUCGGAAGGGAGUGAUUUCAGUUGCGUGGACCUGCAGGACAGCAAGGGCAGCAUACCAUCAAGGCCUACUGGGUUUGCAGAUUCGUUCACUUCGGUCGAUGGUCGUUGAAGGAGGUACCACCUUGAUGAUGCUUCUCUUUCCCUCUUGCUUUUCUGCUUUUACCUUUGGGAUCAAAUUUGGAGACAAUCUGAAGUGAAGGGUAUGGUGUUUUUGAUAAUGUGGAUGUAGAUAGAUACCAAUGGUGUCCUUCACACUGGAUGCUUACUUUUUUUCUUCUUACUUUAUGUUUGUAUAUUCCUUGUGAAACAGACUUCCAACGUUCUCUGGUUUCACUUUUUGCAUCUUUGAGUUCUUUA